Molecule: messenger RNA, 5296 nt
Organism: Bemisia tabaci
Lineage: Eukaryota; Metazoa; Arthropoda; Insecta; Hemiptera; Aleyrodidae
Source: RefSeq, a predicted model, not a curated record
UCCUACCGGGCCCGACCGCGAAGCCUCCGACACCGGCCGGGCCGGGAGUUGCCAGGGAAGCCGGUAGACAACAGUUGGAAAUGUUGUCUUGGCCACGCAACAUCUCGCGUCUUAACCUCGUUCCGUCGUCGCCGUGCUCCUGACCGACUCGCGAGUCCACCCCGCGUCCUACCGGUCUCCUGCUCUCCUUUCACUUCGCUCACUUUUCCCUCCGAUUAUCGCUACGCCUUUCGCGAACCGCGAUUCGCAUCCACCUUCCGAAUUCUGAAAUGACUUGUGUCCAGUGACGUGAAUCUUGACCCUUUGUAGCCGUGCACGAUACUGUCUGAAAGUGUGUGUGUUUUUUUAUGAGCAAACAUGGAUCUGGCUCAGUUUUUAGUGGUGUGCAUACUCAGCUUCAGCGGUCUGUCUCUGCGGUCGACCGUUCAUGCCACGAUCGAGAUCAUGGAGGAAUUCUUCCCACAAAUUGAGGGAAAUUUGACGAAAAUCACGUGGGCUCACGCCGUGAACUCCAAAAAACUGCUAAAUCAAACUCUAGAGGGAGAUGCGUUGAUGGUGGAAGGUGACGUCAUUCUCGGCCGUCACUCUGGAGACCUGAACAUGUCACCGAUGCCCAUGAUGGGCCACCCGCCAACCACGGAAUCCGAUCUCUCUUUGAAAGACUUUCUCGAGAUAGUGAGCACUGCUAAAACUCCCCGAGGAAUAAAACUCGACUUCAAAUCUCUUGAGGUCUUCAACGCAUCCAUACCAGUAUUGGAAGAAUACAUCUACAAAGUCACGCACUCGAUCGAGUUUGUCCCAUUAUGGCUGAAUGCAGAUAUAAUCUCUGGCCCGAUUAACAGCAAGACAAAACCAGUGGAUGCUGACUUCUUCCUGAAAGCGUGUGAUGAGAAAUUCCCAAAUGCUGUGAUCUCCGUUGGCUGGACCACUGAAAUGAGUGAAAAAAAUUCCGUCGGACCCGAUUGAUUGUACCGGUUACAUUUGCAGUGCGUGCCGGUUUGGCUGCGCAGUCGCGCGGUGCCCUCGUGUCUCUCAUCGAGACAUCCGUCCCCGGAACGACUCUAACGAUUUGGAUGAGCAACGAGAAUGACCCAGUCAGCAUUCCAAAACUCAGGUGCCUCAUGAAGACAGUCGGACUAAACAGGACCUUCAUUGAUGUCCCUGAUAAAAUCAGGCAGAACCUAGAUCUGGCUCACAUCGAGAAUGCAACAUGUCUACCGGAGACCGGCCCUGAUGAUGGGAAUCACGCAGUGCCUGUCGCCCAAAGUUUCACACUUCUCCUCAUCGCAUUCGCUUUAUCUGUCUUUGUUUCGAUGUAAAUGAAGUUCGCCAUAAAGUUAAAGCUGAAAUCUCCAAAGUUCCAACUGAAACCUACUGAUUUUGUUUGAUAUGGGUUUCCGCUCGUUGAGAGAAUCCAAAGAUUUGUUUCCUAAACCAAGACCAAGACUGACAUAGGUUGUUCAUGCAAAUUUCAACCUAUUUUUGAAGUUGCACUAAAAAUCCGUUUUUUUUUUGGUGAAUUUGUCAACAAUGAGCUAUCAACAGUUGAUUUGUGCCUUUUACAGACAUCUCGUCACCCCACUGACGUAAGGGCGUUUCUCAAUUUCCGCGUGAGCCCUGUUUUACAUAUAAAUGCAUGCUUUCUUGGGCUCAUGCGAAAAUCGAGAUACGCCUUUCCGUCAGUGGAGCGAUGAUGUGUGGUGUAGUGGCCGACUCUACGUUAAUUUUUAAAAAGUUGGCAACUCUUUCUCCUCUAUUUAAAAUAUUGAUUCUUAGGGAGGCACUUUCCCUCACCUAAAUCGAUAUUUUUAAAGGAUUCCAAUGGAAGGGAAACUUUGUUGCCAACUUGCAGAAUCGCCAUUGAACUUGUAUCGGAAGGUUUGCCCUCAAACACGAGCGUUGGAAUGUGAAAAAUCACCUAAAUUAACGCAAAACACGGCUCCCCUAGUCAUGUGGCAGCGAUCUCGUAAUUGCGCAUCACAUAAGAGAGAUGAUUCGAUGAUUACGUGCUGGAAGAUGCGGUGGAUAUGUCCAUUUCGUCUCUCAAGAGCAAGACUUAAUCAAUUUUGAAUGUUUCCGAUAGAAAGGUAAAGUUUCAUGAGGUUUCUUCAUAAACCGAAGCAUAUUGAAGUCUUCUUCAAGUAAAAUCUGGUAAAAUGUAAAUAUUGAGUGAUUCUGACGCCGAAAGGUUUAUUCUGAGUGAAGAUAGAAUUUUGAAUCCUGAGUUUUGGAGAGAAUAUUCAACAAAAACCAUUGCAAGCAUAAAAGUAAUCAAAACUGAACUUUCUAUCAAAUAAUGAUCAACUUAUUUCCUCGCGUUCUAUUUGCAUUUGGUUUGCCUUCGCAAAUCCUUUUUAGAGCAGCGGGAAGGUGAUCGAGGGAUGAAAUACACUUUUAUUUUGAUACUACAUCUUGCUUAGUAAUGUUCUGCUCAUUUAGCAAUAUUUAUUCUGCAAAUAAGUUAUCUUGAUUGCGUCGAGAAAUCUCAUGGAAUUUAAAAAUUGCUAAUUGGAGUCAGCCCUCUCAUUCCUCUCAAUUUAAAAUUGAUUUUUCCAAAUUUGAUGUACACAAUUCCCUAGUCCCACCUAUUUCCUUGUUACUGAAAAUGUUAUUGCAGCAGUAUUAGCGCAGCAUUCACUAACCCAAUAUGCAUAUUAGUUGUGACACUCAGUAUACGUGUAUAUCGUGUAUGCGUAUGUUUCUACACGUUUAAUGAGAUUCAAGUAUUCAAAAUUACGUAUUGCACUUUACACUGAAAAAAAAAAUUCUUAAGAUAUUACUUUUACUUAAAGUGUCGUUUUUUGUCGACAAAUUUUGGGUUUCCCGAGUCGAAUCUGUGCGGAUUUAACUGCAAGUCAGUUUUUUAGGCACGGGAACGUUGUUCUGUUAUCUUUUUUUAAACUUAAAUUUAACGACAAACAACUUUUCUUUCACACAAAAAAACUGACUUUAAGUCAAAUCUGGACGGAUUUAAUUCAGAAAAAACAAACUUUGUCGACAAGAAACGACGCUUUAAGUCAAAAUAAUAUCUCAAAAAAAAUUUUUUUGGGUGUAGUUUUGUUCAUUUUCACAGAAUUUGGUCUUCACAUUCAGUAAGACUGCGAGAAAACGAUUUGACCUCGUAUUCGGUGAUCUAUAAUUUAGGAUUAAACACACAAUUUAUUAUUAGGUGUCAUAAAUUAAGUGUUACCAGCAUACCAAGAACUUUUUUUCCACACCGCUCAACAAAAUUAUAUGUAUGAAUGUCACUGAUUUUUUAUGAUAUUUGAAUGAGGUACAGUAAUCGGCAUUUAGACGCCAAUGAAUUUGAUCAGAAAAGUCAUUCCAAUGUUUUGUUUUUUCCCUCAUUUUUUUAUGUAAUUCAUCCACAUACGCUUCUACAUCAAUACCACAUACCUACUCAUACAAUCACUGCUCUCGCCAGUAUUAGAACACAUUUUACUUAUAAUUAGCCAUUUUCAUAUUUUACAACGACAUCGCUACACAAGUAUAAUUUCCAUCCGAAAAAUCGCAAUAUUUUGAAAUUAAGUUGAGAUUUGUUUCAACUUUUUGGCGAUUAAAUAGCUAGAAUCAUCAACAUCUGAGCAAUUAUCCUCAAUCUAGUCGCAAUUUUAUCUCUAUAAAUUCGCGUCAAAUAAAAACGAAAUUAUAUCUCAUUUCAUUACGAUUUUUUGUUUGAUAAUACCUAUUGCAAUAAAUCGACAUCGAUAAAAUCGCGAUAUAUUCUCCGAUAAAAUCGCAACUGAUCGCGAUCACUGCUGCUCGGGUAUGGAAAAAUAUAUCUCCCCUAAGUUUAUAAAAAGCUUUGAAUAAACGUUGUUUCUAUGGUUAAUGUUUUACUAUAAUAAUUUAAUUGCACUGAUCAUAGCACCUUACGUGUUCAGUCUCAAUGUACGCUUUGCAUGAGCACGUUGAAACUGGAGGAGCACAUCAGUAUGCAGCAGCGAGAACAACAAUAAAAGUAUAAGGCAAAAAUUAGAGGAAGUACCGCGAAAUAAUUUUGUAUUACUUACAACCAUUCCUGGUCCUUAAUUAGAAUGAAGAAGACAAAACAUUUUUUAAAAAAAGCAUUAUGAAGACUUGCAUUAUUUUAUCCAAAAUCACGAGCCGAAGGAACACGUUGCCUGCCACACGCACAGUCCAACACAGAAGUCUCGUACUAAUUACUUUCCCCUCCUCGUGAUAUGACAUGUGUAAUUGUUUAUGGUACAUAUAAUUAUUGGAAAAGUGCAAUUAUUGGACUAAAAAUUAACUAAAAUCAAUUUUUGCUGUAACCAUGCACUUCAAUAUAUUUAUCAAUUAUAAAAGUUUAUGAAGACAUAAGUUUAAUAACCGCCGAUUCAGGGGCACCUCAGCAGUUUUUUGGGUCGAACUAAGAUUUAUUUGUGGUGUAAAUUUCAUUUCUGAAACAGCUUGUCCUCGAAAUUUCAGUCUUUAAAAUAUGAGAUUUUUUCAUUUUGGCAACGUUUAUAGGCGAAAUUAGGUAUUAUCCUAGAGUUCAAAACUCAAAGGUAAUUUUAUGAGCCCCAUCUCUUUUUUUAAAAGGGUAUAACUCAUCUGGUAGGAUUUUGGAAGGAAUAAAUUCCCCAAAUUUUAACUCUGGCUACCUACCUGGAGUUUUGGCACCCCCUCACUACUCCCAUCAAGAGGAGGUCUCCCCUUUUUGGGGAGGGAAUGGGAGUGAGGUGCAUAGAAAAAACCCACCGCUCCCAAUUUUCCCCCAUUUAAUCUACAAAUGUUGCCUUAAUGCUAAAUAGAAUAAUUAUUUCGAAUUAGGAAGCUAAAUGUUCGAAGAAUUGAAGAAAAGCAAAGAAAUGUUUUUUCACGAAUAAUUCUUGUAUCGACCUCAAAUAUUCCUGAAAUCUAUUAAUUUAAUCCUGAAUAAUUCUGCAUGUGUAACCUUGGUGUACUUAACUUUUUUCUUCACUUUCUUUAAAAUCCUUUUUCUCUCUUUUAAACAGUUUUUCAUGUCAGAUUGUUUUCUCGAGGACAUUUUCGUUAAAUCGUUUAAUAUCAACUAUGUGAUUUUAUUUUUUUAAUUGUUAUUACUUUAAAUAUUUAUUUUUAGCGAAAUGAUGUUAGCCUAGCUCAGUUUGCCUAACUGGUCAUUCUAUGACAACUUUCAGAAAAUUUAAUCGCGAGCUGGGCAUCUUCCAAAUUUUUACUUUUUUAUUUUUUCCUCUGUAAUAUAAUUCACGAAUGUUUGUUAAUAUUUUGUCAGAGUAGUUGAUUGUUCAAAACUCGAAAGGGAUGUUUCAAAAGCGAAAAGAUGAAUAAAAUCGAUAUAAAAAUUCAA